Messenger RNA from Tilletiopsis washingtonensis, 649 nucleotides. RefSeq lists its product as hypothetical. The record is from RefSeq and is a predicted model, not a curated record. The transcript has a single exon. The coding region runs from base 99 to 467 and encodes 122 amino acids. Lineage: Eukaryota; Fungi; Basidiomycota; Exobasidiomycetes; Entylomatales.
ACGGCUCAUCGCUUUGCGCCCGUCCUCUAAGGCCGGCUCGCUGAGGAGCGACCGCCGGGAACGCUCGGGAAGACCGGAGCGGCUCCCGAAUAGCGCUCAUGCGCGACGCGCAAGGGAAAGCGUGCUGCCGGCGUGCCGUCGGCACGGGGGGCCAGGUGCCUACGCCUCCGCCAGACUUCUGCCGCCUGCCUUGCCCCCAGCGAUCAGCCCUCGCGCUUGGCCAUCGCAGCACCCAGCGCAAAUCGCAGCAUCAGCGCCCGCCUGCGGGGCAGGGUGCAGAGAAACGCAGGCCCGUGCCCCGUCACACCUCGCCGACGCCGACGCCGAUGCGUGUUGCCCUUGCGUCGAAGAUUCAGCUCUUCUUGGCAGGCCAAGCACGCCCACUCGCGUCACCGCACGCCCGCCUCUCGCAAACUCAGCAGAUACACAAACGGCUGGCCGCACACCCGGGCUGCCGCAUCGUGUGAGCCAUCGUGAGAUCCCGGGAGCGUUCGAGAUUGCUCGAUGGCCCCUCGCCACGAGAUCGCAGAUGUGAAAUGAGCGUCGUACGAGUUCUGCGCAGUCUCCCCCAUUCCGCGGGGCGCUGAGAUGCUCGGUGCUGGGCACUCGGUGUCGCGCUGGCCCACUUGCGUCUCUGUUCGCUCUUCAC